Molecule: messenger RNA, 2585 nt
Organism: Nycticebus coucang (slow loris)
Lineage: Eukaryota; Metazoa; Chordata; Mammalia; Primates; Lorisidae
Gene: WSB2
Product: WD repeat and SOCS box containing 2
Exons: 9
Coding region: 136-1350 (404 amino acids)
Biological process (GO): intracellular signal transduction
Molecular function (GO): protein binding
Source: RefSeq, a predicted model, not a curated record
GCGCGGCGGCCGGGCCGGGGCCGGGGCGGGCGGCCGGGCGGGGGCCGGGGCGGGCGGUGCGGGGGCGGCAUGAGGGCCGGCGGCCCGGGGGGCUGAGGCGCCCGCCGCCAGCCGCGGGGGCCACGCGCGUCCUCCAUGGAGGCCGGAGAGGAACCUCUGCUGCUGGCUGAACUCAAGCCCGGGCGCCCCCACCAGUUUGAUUGGAAGUCGAGCUGUGAAACCUGGAGUGUCGCCUUCUCCCCAGAUGGUUCGUGGUUCGCUUGGUCUCAAGGACACUGCAUAGUCAAGCUGAUUCCCUGGCCGCUGGAGGAGCAGUUCAUCCCUAAAGGGUUUGAAGCCAAAAGUCGAAGUAGCAAAAAUGAGACCAAAGGGCGAGGCAGCCCAAAGGAAAAGACGCUGGACUGCGGGCAGAUUGUCUGGGGGUUGGCCUUCAGCCCAUGGCCUUCCCCACCCAGCAGGAAGCUCUGGGCACGCCACCCUCCCCAGGUGCCAGAUGUCUCCUGCCUGAUCCUGGCUACAGGACUCAAUGAUGGGCAGAUCAAGAUUUGGGAGGUUCAGACAGGGCUCCUGCUUUUGAAUCUUUCUGGCCACCAAGAUGUUGUGAGAGAUCUGAGCUUCACACCCAGCGGCAGUUUGAUUUUGGUCUCUGCAUCACGGGAUAAGACUCUUCGCAUUUGGGACCUGAAUAAACAUGGUAAACAGAUUCAGGUGUUAUCGGGCCACCUGCAAUGGGUUUACUGCUGUUCCAUUUCCCCAGACUGUAGCAUGCUGUGCUCUGCAGCUGGAGAGAAAUCGGUCUUUCUAUGGAGCAUGCGGUCCUACACAUUAAUCCGGAAACUAGAAGGCCACCAAAGCAGUGUUGUCUCUUGUGACUUCUCUCCUGACUCUGCCUUGCUUGUCACGGCUUCUUACGACACCAAUGUGAUUAUGUGGGACCCCUACACUGGCGAAAGGCUGAGGUCACUCCACCACACCCAGGUCGACCCUGCUAUGGACGACAGUGAUGUCCACAUCAGCUCACUAAGAUCCGUGUGCUUCUCUCCAGAAGGCUUGUACCUUGCCACAGUGGCAGAUGACAGACUCCUCAGGAUCUGGGCCCUAGAACUGAAAACUCCAAUAGCAUUUGCUCCUAUGACCAAUGGUCUUUGCUGCACAUUUUUUCCACAUGGUGGAGUUAUUGCUACAGGGACGAGAGAUGGCCAUGUCCAAUUCUGGACGGCUCCUAGGGUCCUAUCCUCACUGAAGCACUUAUGCCGGAAAGCCCUUCGAAGUUUCCUAACAACUUACCAAGUCCUAGCACUGCCAAUCCCCAAGAAAAUGAAAGAGUUCCUCACAUACAGGACUUUUUAAAUCAUGCUACUUACCUUUUCUUUGUAGAGUGGUAAAUCUUUCUGGUAAAGGAGUAGCCAGAAUAAUGGACCAAACAUCUGGUCUUGGGCUGAAAUAGCAUUUCUUUGGGAUUGUGAAUAGAAUGUAGCAAAACCAGAUUCCAGUGGACGAAUCAUGAAUCUCACUCUGUGGCAUGUAAAAGUCAGUCUUAGAGGAGAUUCCACUUCCGAGGCAACAGAGCCUUAAGUCUGCAGUCCACUUGUGAAUAGAAAGUGUUGAACUUUCUAGUCAUUUUGAUUCAAAGUGCAGUUAUUGAUGUUGUUUUGAUGGUAAAAGUAAGUAGGCCUCCAGAGCCUCUCUUUCAGUGGCAGAGAGGGUCAUAAUCCCUCAACUGCAAGUAUGACUUCUGCAUCGCAUCUUUGAUGCAGUGAUAGCUUUGUUCAAAGUUCUCUCUCCUGCUGUGGUCAGGGUUGCUCUGAUGUAGGUAAUUGCUCUCCUUCCUCAGGCUCCCUACUGACCAGCAGGACAAAGUUUCAGUGGAGCCAUGUGGUAUGAGGUAUUAGCUUAACUCAAUUAUAGGGUAAUCAGGCUGUGCUCCUGACUGAUGCAGACACUAUAUUGGCUUUUUUAAAACAUGGUGUGCAUGUGCAGAUGACAAAUUUGUAUGUCAGCUUAUACAAGGAUAUAUUCCUAACCUGCAUGACUGUUCAAAUGGCUACUGAGUGGUCAGUUGCCAUUUAUUAGCAUCAUAUUUAUUUGUAUUUUCUCAACAGAUGUUAAGGUACAAUUGUGUUUUUCUCAGUGAUAUCUAAAAACCAUAGUACUUAAAUUGAACAUUGGGAAGAUGUGUAUGAACUAUGUAAAGAAUUGGUGUUGUCAUGAUUUAGCUGAUACUCCUGUGUACGAGAUCUGUCUUUGCUGCUUAACCUCAUUAAUCAGCUGGUUUCACCUCUACCCCCGAACAAAAAUAGCUCCUUAAAAGUACUGUUCUCCUUCAGUGGCAUGUAGUUAUCUAACCCAGACACCUCACUCGAGCAAAAUCUGCCUUAGGAAAAUUUAAUAUAUUUUAAAUUAUUUUAAAAGAAAUGCAACAUCGUAUUCUCUAGCUUUCUUAAUUGGUGCUGUUUGGAGGCCAGUGUAACGUUAUAUGACUUAAGAAAGUUGAGGAAUUUCCUCUACCACUUUUGUUGCUUGAAGAAAAACAUCUUUUCAAAAUGAGAGGCUUUCAUUGAAGGGAAAACAAAAAGUUAAAACCU